AUGCUAACAGCUGCUCCAACAACAGCGGUGCUGACCACAACUACAGCUCCUCCAACCACAACCACAUCUUCUGUCACCACAACUACAGCUGCUCUAACAACUACAACAGCUGCUCCCACUACAACUACAGCUGCUCCCACUACAACUACAGCUGCUCCCACUACAACUACAGCUGCUCCCACUACAACUACAGCUGCUCCCACUACAACUACAGCUGCUCCCACUACAACUACAGCUGCUCCAACAACAGCGGUGCUGACCACAACUACAGCUCCUCCAACCACAACCACAUCUUCUGUCACCACAACUGCAGCUGCUCUAACAACUACAACAGCUGCUCCCACUACAACUACAGCUGCUCCCACUACAACUACAGCUGCUCCCACUACAACUACAGCUGCUCCCACUACAACUACAGCUGCUCCCACUACAACUACAGCUGCUCCCACUACAACUACAGCUGCUCCCACUACAACUACAGCUGCUCCAACAACAGCGGUGCUGACCACAACUACAGCUCCUCCAACCACAACCACAUCUUCUGUCACCACAACUGCAGCUGCUCUAACAACUACAACAGCUGCUCCCACUACAACUACAGCUGCUCCCACUACAACUACAGCUGCUCCCACUACAACUACAGCUGCUCCCACUACAACUACAGCUGCUCCCACUACAACUACAGCUGCUCCCACUACAACUACAGCUGCUCCAACAACAGCGGUGCUGACCACAACUACAGCUCCUCCAACCACAACUACAGCUGCUCCCACUACAACUACAGCUCCUCCAACCACAACCACAUCUACUGCCACCACAACUACAGCUGCUCCAACAACAACUACAGCUGCUCCAACAACUACUACAGCUGCUCCAACCACAACCACAGCUGCUCCAACAACAACAGCUGUGCUGACCACAACUACAGCUCCUCCAACCACAACCACAGCUGCCCCAACAACAACUACAGCUGCUCCAACAACUACUAAAGCUGCUCCAACCACAACCACAGCUGCUCCAACAACAACAGCUGUGCUGACCACAACUGCAGCUCCUCCAACCACAACUACAGCUCCUCCAACCACAACCACAUCUACUGCCACCACAACUACAGCUGCUCCAACAACUACUACAGCUGCUCCCACAACAACUACUGCUCCUGCCAUCACAACUACAGCAGCUCAAACCACAACCACAGUUGCUCAAACAACAGCUGUGCUGACCACAACAACAACUGAUCCAACCACAACCAGCGCUCCUCCAACCACAACCACAUCUUCUCCCACCACAACUACAGCUGCUCCAACAACUACUACAGCUGCUCCCACUACAACUACAGCUGCUCCCACUACAACUACAGCUGCUCCCUUGCUCAAACAACAGCUCUCCUCCAACCACAACCACAUCUUCUCCCACCACAACUACAGCUGCUCCAACAACUACUACAGCUGCUCCCACUACAACUACUGCUCCUGCCACCACAACUACAGCUGCUCCAACAACUACUACAGCUGCUCAAACCACAACCACAGUUGCUCAAACAACAACAGCUAUCUUCCGACAACAACUACAGCUGUUCCUACCACAACUACAGCUGCUCCCACCACAACUACAGCUGUUCCCACCACAACAACAGCUGCCCCCACCACAACCACAGCUGCUUCAACCACAACUACAGUUCUUGCCACCACAACUACAACUGUUCCCACCACAACUUCAGCUACUCCAACGACAACUUCAGAGGUUCCCACCACAACAACAGCUGCUCCCACCACAACUACAGCUCUACCCACUACAACUACAGCUGCUCCAACAACAGCUGUGCUGACCACAACUACAGCUCCUCCAACCACAACUACAGCUCCUCUAACCACAACUACAUCUUCUCCCACCACAACUACAGCUGCUCCAACAACUACUACAGCUGCUCCCACCACAACUACAGCUGCUCCAACAACUACUACAGCUGCUCCCACUACAACUACAGCUGCUCAAACCACAACCACAGUUGCUCAAACAACAGCUGUGCUGACCACAACAACAACUGAUCCAACCACAACCACAGCUCCUCCAACCACAACUACAUCUGCUCCAACCACAACCACAGCUGCUCCAACAACAGCUGUCUGCUUCAACCACAACUACAGUUCUUGCCACCACAACUACAGCUGUUCCCACCACAACUUCAGCUACUCCAACGACAACUUCAGAGGUUCCCACCACAACCACAGCUGCUUCAACCACAACUACAGUUCUUGCCACCACAACUACAGCUGUUCCCACCACAACUUCAGCUACUCCAACGACAACUUCAGAGGUUCCCACCACAACAACAGCUGCUCCAACCGCAACUACAGCUCCUCCCACCACAACUACAGCUGCUCCCACCACAAUUGCUCAAACAACAACAGCUGUAAUGACCACAACCACAGCUCCUCCAACCAAAACCACAUCUUCUGCCACCACAACUACAGCUGCUCUAACAACUACUACAGCUGCUCCCACUACAACUACAGCUCCUCCCACUACAACUACAGCUGCUCCAACAACAGCUGUGCUGACCACAACUACAGCUGA
Molecule: messenger RNA, 2577 nt
Organism: Girardinichthys multiradiatus
Lineage: Eukaryota; Metazoa; Chordata; Actinopteri; Cyprinodontiformes; Goodeidae
Product: mucin-5AC-like
Exons: 7
Coding region: 1-2577 (858 amino acids)
Source: RefSeq, a predicted model, not a curated record